Malania oleifera is the source of this 1264-nucleotide messenger RNA. RefSeq names its product V-type proton ATPase 16 kDa proteolipid subunit. The record is from RefSeq and is a predicted model, not a curated record. Lineage: Eukaryota; Viridiplantae; Streptophyta; Magnoliopsida; Santalales; Ximeniaceae. Gene Ontology annotation, molecular function: proton-transporting ATPase activity, rotational mechanism. The transcript has 5 exons. Gene Ontology annotation, biological process: proton transmembrane transport. Gene Ontology annotation, cellular component: proton-transporting V-type ATPase, V0 domain. The coding region runs from base 391 to 888 and encodes 165 amino acids.
AGUUAUAAAAAAUGAUGGGAGGCUUACUUGCCAUGUUACUUAGCUACGACAGCAUUUUUGGGUGUGGCAAGGCCUCCAUUUUCUGGGCGUGGCAGAGUCCUUGAUUGCUGCAGCAUAGUAGAUGACAUUGGAUCACAUGGAGCACAGUUGGUUCUUCAUCCAUCAACAUUGUACCUUCAAGGGAUUGGAAAGAACAUUGGGAUGUCUUGCCAGUGAGUGAUGGCGGAAAGGGCACUCCUGUAAUUUAUGGUCACAGGUGAUUUUCCACAAUUUUAAAGGCGGAGACGCAAAGAUCAGAAGGGAAGGAGCACCAGCAUCCACGACACGAGGAACAAACCAACGAACCCAUUUGCUCGGCAACUUUCAGAUCCGAUCCAAUUCUCGCUAGCAAUGCCGUCGGCUUUCAGCGGAGAUGAAACUGCGCCGUUUUUCGGCUUCCUUGGUGCCGCAGCCGCCCUAGUUUUCUCCUGCAUGGGAGCUGCCUACGGAACCGCGAAGAGUGGCGUGGGUGUAGCGUCGAUGGGCGUGAUGAGGCCGGAGUUGGUGAUGAAGUCGAUCGUGCCGGUGGUUAUGGCUGGUGUUUUGGGUAUUUAUGGCUUGAUUAUUGCUGUGAUUAUUAGUACUGGGAUCAAUCCCAAGGCCAAAUCUUAUUACCUUUUUGAUGGAUACGCCCACCUCUCAUCUGGUCUUGCUUGUGGCCUCGCUGGCCUUUCUGCCGGGAUGGCAAUCGGGAUCGUCGGUGAUGCUGGUGUUAGAGCCAAUGCCCAACAGCCAAAGCUUUUUGUUGGGAUGAUCCUUAUUCUUAUUUUUGCUGAAGCACUUGCAUUGUAUGGGCUCAUUGUUGGGAUUAUUCUCUCUUCCCGUGCUGGCCAGUCAAGAGCUGAGUGAAAAGACGAGGGCAUUCCAUAUGUUGACUGUGGUUUGUUGCUGUUUUUAAGAAUAUUAAUUUUAUAUGUUCUGGUUAGGACUGGCAGUUUAGUUCCAUGUAUCUCAUCUUCUUCCUCUUCUUGUCUUUUGUCUGCGGAUGUGAUUGAUAUUAUGGGAGAUGGAUUGGUUGGAUGCCAUUUGCUGAAAGUAGAAGAACAUAGAAAUAGGAAAAUAGUUUCUCCCCUCAAAUAAAGCUGGGCUGUCGACUGUUUUUUUCUUUUCCUUUUCCUUUUCCUUUUCCAAUGAUGUACCCUGCGGAUUACUGUCUAGAAAACUGCUUGUAUUAUUUUGCUGAAUUAUUGAUCCCACAUUUCAAAUAUUAUUUCUUUCCGAGUAA